Messenger RNA from Oncorhynchus kisutch (coho salmon), 8498 nucleotides. Its product is annotated as endothelin-converting enzyme-like 1. Lineage: Eukaryota; Metazoa; Chordata; Actinopteri; Salmoniformes; Salmonidae. Gene Ontology annotation, cellular component: plasma membrane. Gene Ontology annotation, molecular function: metalloendopeptidase activity. Gene Ontology annotation, biological process: protein processing. The record is from RefSeq and is a predicted model, not a curated record.
GCUUGAUGAAUGUGUUCUAAAGCCCAUGUAUGCUAAACGGGGAGCAGUGCUCUGGUUUCUCCAGUGGGACCAAUGCAACCAAUGCAACCAUAUGAGUGAUGACAGGCUGAGGCUCCACUGGGGGGAAAGGAAAGAGACCAAGACCCAAGAGAUAGCCUCAGUGGUCCCUAACUCUCUAACGGUAAGGGUAGCAGAGGAGACAUACACGAGGCAGUGUGUUCAGAAGAACCAAGGGCAUUUGGGCUGCGUUACCCCUUUAGCCCUCUAGUGGGCGACCUCCUCUCUCAUAUCAGGCCUGGAGGGACAUGGCCAUCUAAAAGACUCCUCUCUCUACCACCUUCCACCACUCCCUCUAUCAUUCUCUCUUUUCAACAACGUAACGCUAAUCAACCCUCGUUGCCAUGGAGAAGACAUACUCCCUCACGGCCCACUACGAUGAGUUCCAGGAGGUCAAGUAUGGUGGUCGCUAUAGCAGUGGCACCCUUAGCAACGGCAUGAGCCUGCACUUGGGUGGGAGCCUGGACCGUAAUGUUGGGCGGGGCCGAGGCAAAGGGGGUGGGGCUAGUGAUCGGAGUCGGGACCUGAGUGGCAUCAACAGCGGACAGGGACUUCCUCGAUGGAGCCGCAGGGAGAUCUGCCUGCUCUCUGCUCUGGUGUUCGCUGCGGGGAUGUGUGUCAUCCUGGGCAGCAUGCUGGCACUCAAAUACAUCUCCCUGGACUUCCAGCAGGAGGCGCACUGCAGACAGGACUGCCAGAAGAAACGCUCGUUAGUCCGAGCUGCACGCUUCGUCCAGGCCAACAUCGACCCCACCAUCCAGCCCUGCCAGGACUUCUACAGCUUUGCCUGCGGCGGCUGGCUACGACGCCAUGGCAUCCCAGAGGACAAGCUGAGCUACGGCAUCAUCACCGCCAUCGGAGAGCACAACGAGGAGAAGCUACGACGCCUCCUGCUGGAGCCCUGCGCCGGCACAACCGUGGACUCGGCUGAACGCAAGGUGAAAGAGUUCUACCGCUCCUGUGUGAACAUCCAGGAGAUUGACAAGCUGGGGUCGGGGCCCAUGACAGAGGUGAUUGACAGCUGUGGCGGGUGGGACCUGGUUGGAGUGCCCUCUGGUGGUGCGGGGUGGGAGAGCAGUACUGCACCAGCCAGACCAGACUUUGAUGAGCUGCUCUAUAGGACCCAGGGGGUGUACAGCACAGCUGUUUUCUUCUCUCUCACUGUCAACGUAGACGAUAAGAACUCCUCACGCAACGCUAUCAGGAUUGAUCAGGAGGGGCUCACACUGCCUGAGAGGACUCUGUACCUGGGGCAGGAUGAGGACAGUGUGAAGAUCCUGGCAGCUUACAAGGCCCUGAUGGAGCGUCUGCUAAGCAUGCUGGGAGCUCACAAUGCCACUCAGAAGUCCAAAGAGAUCCUACAGCUGGAAACACGCCUGGCCAGCAUCACUGUGUCUGAGUAUGAUGAACAGAGAAAGGACAUCAGCAUUAUGUACAACCGCAUCACCCUGAGAAAACUACAGCACAUCGCUCCCAGUCUGCACUGGAAACGUUUGUUGGACAGAAUCUUCCAUGAUAACUUCUCUGAGGAUGAAGAGAUUGUGGUGUUGGCUACUGACUACAUGGAGAAAGUCUCAGAGAUCAUCAAUACCACCUCCAAAAGGGUUCUCCAUAACUACAUGCUGUGGCGGAUUGUAGCAGCUCUCAGUGAACACCUGUCCACGGCGUUCCGAAGCACCAUCCAUGAGUUUUCCCGGGAGAUUGAUGGUACGGAGCGUCAGCUGGAGCUGGGGAUGCUGUGUCUCACCCAGGCUAACAAACACUUUGGCAUGGCCCUGGGAGCACUCUUCGUCAAGCAACACUUCUCCUCUCACAGCAGGGCCAAGGUACAGGAGCUGGUAGAGGACAUAAAGCACUCACUGGACCUCCGGCUGCAAGAGCUGGACUGGAUGGAUGAGGUGACCAAGGAGGCAGCCAGGGCCAAGCUGCAGCAUAUGAUGGUGAUGACAGGCUAUCCAGACUUCCUCCUCAAACCAGAGCUCAUAGACCAGGAGUACGGGUUUGAUGUGGAUGAAAAUACCUAUUUCAAAAACAUCCUCAACAGCAUCAAGUUCAACAUCAAGAUGUCUGUCAAGAAGAUCCACAAGCAGGUGGACAAGACUGCGUGGCUCCUUCCCCCUCAGGCCCUCAAUGCCUACUAUCUCCCAAACAAGAAUCAAAUGGUAUUUCCCGCUGGAAUCCUUCAGCCCACGCUGUACGACCCCGAGUUUCCACAAUCUCUGAACUAUGGAGGAAUAGGAGCCAUCAUUGGUCAUGAGCUGACACAUGGAUAUGAUGACUGGGGGGGCCAGUAUGAUCGCUAUGGCAACCUGAAGCAGUGGUGGACGGAGGAUUCAUACAAGAAGUUUCAGAAGAAAGCAGAGUGCAUCGUCAAACUCUACGACAACUUCACGGUCUACAACCAGCGGGUGAAUGGCCGUCUGACUCUGGGGGAGAAUAUAGCAGAUAUGGGAGGCCUUAAACUGUCUUACUUUGCAUAUCAGAAGUGGAUCAGAGAACAUGGUCCAGAAAGACCUCUCCCUGGACUCAAAUACACACAUGAACAACUACUCUUCAUCGCCUUCGCACAGAACUGGUGUAUGAAGAGACGGUCUCAGUCCAUAUACCUGCAGCUACUGACUGACAAGCACGCACCAGAACAUUACAGGGUGAUUGGCAGUGUGUCCCAGUUUGAUGAGUUUGCCCGAGUGUUCCACUGUCCAAAGGGUUCCCCCAUGCACCCUGUCGACAAAUGUUCUGUAUGGUGACCCCUCAACAAUGACCUCUGAACUUCACCACCCACCAACAACUAGAACUUACCUGUGACCUGAACUAAACUCUUCUAACCAACCUAUCAGACAUUAUGUUCAGUUUCACUUUUACUUCCAUCUCAAUCCUGGGACUACCUUUUCCUAUUAUCACAGAAUUUGCAAGCAAAUAAUGUCAUCACCACCAGGCAAAACCAUGAUCACUUCACUGUCUACUCAUGUAGACAUCCAGUGCUUGACUUGGGCAGGAGCUCCCCAGAGCAGAGUACCGGCACCUCAAAUUUUCUACUGCUUGAGCUCCUGAUUCUCUUAUAGAAUAUUAGCUCAAAGUAUUGUGGAGCUCUUACACCAACAUGAGUACCUGCACCUAUUUGAGUACCUGUACCUAUUUAAAAGUCAGCACUCAUUUAAGCAUAUAAUUUAAUUAUAUAUUUGUAGAUAUACAUCUAUUUUUUACAACAGAUGUACUGUAUCAUGGGUUUACCUUUUUGGUUUUGAGUUGUGUGAUGUCAAUUCAUUAUAAUUAUUUGAAUCACUUUUGACAGUAGUCAAGUGUUAUUAAAUCCAAUUUAAUGCAACAGGUUCAGAGUUGGUGUUAUCAAGAACUUUGUGUAGAAGGGAUUGGGAAUGGGGAUUGUACUGCCUGAAUGACAGUGGCCAGUAUGGACUGUACUCACUGGGAUCAGUGUGUUGUCAAUGUUUUUGUGAGUCUUUUCCAUGAGGUAAAUAGUGGACACCGUGCUGUCAUGCUGCCCUCAAGUGGCUGAACAAAGAAGUGGUCUCCACUGUGGAGUCCUUGUUCGUCUUGACUGUUGUUUCUUGUCUGGCCUUGGCCUUGUGGACAUCAUUGGAAUGGUGUUACUGUGAGUAUGUGUGUGUUUGUACGGUUUUGAAGGUCCCUUUUCUAAUGAGAAUGGAAUCCAUAGUGACCUUUUGCUCAGGAUUUGUUGCUAAGUGUGUGUCCAGAGGCCAAAGUGCCAAAGAAUAGUGAUGGAACAUCAUGGAUUAGUCCGACUAAACCCUUAACCCCUCUACUCCUACCUUAGUGUACAUCAUGGUGAACUAUGCUUCUCGAUGCACCGGAUACUCCAAACUCCUCACAACCCCAUGUCUCACUGUCACACCCUAGAGUAUAGAUUCUUUAUCAAGAAGACUGUGUUUCUAAGAUGGAAACAUGGUCCUGUUGAACAACUUCAUCUAUCCUAUUGGACAACUUCAACUGAGAGUCAUUUCGAUUUGACAUUAUUGACUCGGAGCCCUUCCUAUUGGAUUAUGUUAACUCCGGGGCCUUCCUUGAUACAGCACAUACUCUCGCUGAUGAACUCUGAUGAAUGCCCCUGGCCUGGUCUGCAUAGCCAAGAAGCUUUCAAAGGAAGGAUCAAUAUGACUGAUAUUCCACGGUCAUAACAAAUCAUCUACAUGCUGUACACACAAACUGUGACUCCAGUCAAGUCAGAGAAAAAAAAGAAAACACAUUUGUACAGUGAUAUAAAAAAUAUAUUAUAAUUUUGUAUAAAGAAUCUAAAAUUAAGAACAAUCUAUGUAUAAGUUAUAAUUGUACAGUUCUUUUUCUGAAAACAGCAUGUUCAAAACCAGCUUUACAGUUAAGACUGAGAUAAAAAGAUGACAUCACACACAGUUCUCAGCAUUCAGCUGCCAUGUCAUAUAUGUGGCUGCUAUCUCAUAUAUGUGGCUGCUAUCUCAUAUAUGUGGCUGCUAUCUCAUAUAUGUGGCUGUUAUCUCAUAUAUGUGGCUGUUAUCUCAUAUAUGUGGCUGUUAUCUCAUAUAUGUGGCUGUUAUCUCAUAUAUGUGGCUGCUGUCUCAUAUAUGUGGCUGCUCGUGCUCGCUCAUAUUUCUUGGUGUUAAAUGUUUUAAAUAAAUAAAUGGGAUCACUGUGAGGGGCUGGUUUCUCCAUGUAACUUGGUCCAGUAGUUGUGUGUGUGUGUUAGUUGUGUGUAUGUAUGCACUAUACAGAAUGCACAUCUUGUUGUGUGUGUAAGUGUGUUAGCGCAUAUGUCCCACCAGGUUUGUAUCCACUUGCGAUGCAAGCCAGCUUGCUCUUGGUCUCCCAGCAUUGCAUGGUGGAUCUCCAUCUCUCCCACUCCGGUGGUUCUGGAGGCCUGCUAUCACACAGAGUCUGGAACAUGACAAGAAUAAAAUAGAGAACUUAUGUGUCUACGUCCGGAACCGCUCUCAUCCUGUUCAGAUACACAUCCCCAUAGCCACUGGGUAACUGUCUGUAAGACAACACCGCUCUCAUCUUGUUCAGAUACACAUCCCCAUAGCCACUGGGUAACUGUCUGUAAGACAACACCGCUCUCAUCCCCUGUUCAGAUACACAUCCCCAUAGCCGCUGGGUAACUGUCUGUAAGACAACACCACUCUCAUCCCCUGUUCAGAUACACAUCCCCAUAGCUACUGGGUAACUGUCUGUAAGACAACACCACUCUCAUCCCCUGUUCAGAUACACAUCCCCAUAGCCACUGGGUAACUGUCUGUAAGACAACACCGCUCUCAUCCUGUUCAGAUACACAUCCCCAUAGCCACUGGGUAACUGUCUGUAAGACAACACCGCUCUCAUCCCCUGUUCAGAUACCCAGCGGCUAUGGGGAUGUGUAACUGUCUGUAAGACAACACCGCUCUCAUCCUGUUCAGAUACACAUCCCCAUAGCCACUGGGUAACUGUCUGUAAGACAACACCGCUCUCAUCCUGUUCAGAUACACAUCCCCAUAGCCACUGGGUAACUGUCUGUAAGACAACACCGCUCUCAUCCCCUGUUCAGAUACACAUCCCCAUAGCCGCUGGGUAACUGUCUGUAAGACAACACCGCUCUCAUCCUGUUCAGAUACACAUCCCCAUAGCCACUGGGUAGCUGUCUGUAAGACAACACCACUCUCAUCCCCUGUUCAGAUACACAUCCCCAUAGCCACUGGGUAACUGUCUGUAAGACAACACCACGCUCAUCCCCUGUUCAGAUACCCAGUGGCUAUGGGGAUGUGUAUCUGAACAGGGGAUGAGAGUGGUGAUGUCUUACAGACAGUUACCCAGUGGCUAUGGGGAUGUGUAACUGUCUAUAAGACAACACCGCUCUCAUCCUGUUCAGAUACACAUCCCCAUAGCCACUGGGUAACUGUCUAUAAGACAACACCGCUCUCAUCCUGUUCAGAUACACAUCCCCAUAGCCACUGGGUAACUGUCUGUAAGACAACACCACUCUCAUCCCCUGUUCAGAUACACAUCCCCAUAGCCGCUGGGUAACUGUCUGUAAGACAACACCACUCUCAUCCUGUUCAGAUACACAUCCCCAUAGCCACUGGGUAACUGUCUGUAAGACAACACCGCUCUCAUCCCCUGUUCAGAUACCCAGCGGCUAUGGGGAUGUGUAACUGUCUGUAAGACAACACCGCUCUCAUCCUGUUCAGAUACACAUCCCCAUAGCCACUGGGUAACUGUCUGUAAGACAACACCGCUCUCAUCCUGUUCAGAUACACAUCCCCAUAGCCACUGGGUAACUGUCUGUAAGACAACACCGCUCUCAUCCCCUGUUCAGAUACACAUCCCCAUAGCCGCUGGGUAACUGUCUGUAAGACAACACCGCUCUCAUCCUGUUCAGAUACACAUCCCCAUAGCCACUGGGUAGCUGUCUGUAAGACAACACCACUCUCAUCCCCUGUUCAGAUACACAUCCCCAUAGCCACUGGGUAACUGUCUGUAAGACAACACCACGCUCAUCCCCUGUUCAGAUACCCAGUGGCUAUGGGGAUGUGUAUCUGAACAGAGGAUGAGAGUGGUGAUGUCUUACAGACAGUUACCCAGUGGCUAUGGGGAUGUGUAACUGUCUAUAAGACAAAACCGCUCUCAUCCCCUGUUCAGAUACACAUCCCCAUAGCCGCUGGGUAACUGUCUGUAAGACAACACCACUCUCAUCCUGUUCAGAUACACAUCCCCAUAGCCACUGGGUAACUGUCUGUAAGACAACACCACUCUCUUUGACAAGACACAGAAUAACCCCAUUGAGACAAACACCUCAGGCAAUUUUCAUAAAGUGUCUGACAAAGUUAUUUGGUUCACAUAACUGUGCUUAACAUUCCCACCAAGAGGUUUCAAUAAGGUGUGUGCUUAUAAAAAUGCUCAGGGCAAAGUCGUGACCGUAUUUCAAAAAUAUAAAAUUGGAUCGUUCCAGCCUUGAUGAUGUUUUUCCAGCUACAGUUCUGCACGUCUUUGUUAACUUUGGUGGAGGACUUUAAAUCGCCAUUACAAAGAGAUUUUUGUACAGCAAAUUUACUCAAUACCUCCUUUUUAUUCGAAAUAUCCUUCCCUGAAAAAUGUGAAUAGUCUGUGCCUGCAACAGAGAAAAUUCUCAGGUCUUUAAACCCCCUCUAGAGAACCAAACAUUUACCCGAUAGUGCUUUUAGAUCUAAGAGGCUUUCUCAGAGGGUGUGAGGACUUAAAUAUUUGAUAAGUUAAUGAAUAGCUGUAAUUCCUACUCCUACGGAUUGGACAAUUCUCUGAAUUUCACAGGCAGUUAAGACAUACUAGUCACUCAGUGAUUUUAGCAUUUCCUAGCACUCUAGAGUCUAUCUUUCAUUGAGUUUAAUGAAGUCACUUUGGGAGAACUGUGGUAAAGAAGUACCACUGAAACGCCAAACAAAGAAUGCAUUAAAAGCUGAGAGGACUGCAGACUCAUGGCAUUAGAAGUGAGAGUUGAUAAAGGGAUACGAGAGGAAAGCACCUUUCUGUUCUAUUUGCAUGAUGAACUGUGUGCACUCACUUUUUUGUUGUUGACUAUUUGUGUUUGACAUUUUACUUCAUUGUUAGGAGCUAGUAACAUAAGCAUUUCACUGCAUCCCCUAUAACAUCUGCUAAAGUGUGUACGUGACCAACAAACUUUGACUUGAUAUAUUAGACAGUGUUGUAGAUACUUCUAUUUUCUGAGAGUUGCCCAGAGUGGCUCUGUUAUCCAGGUGUUGCUUGAGCUGUGUCUUCUGAUCUCUGAGACGGGCUUUCCGAUUGGACACCACUUUCUCCAACUCCGACAUCUUCUCCCGCAGCUCCCGAUUUGCCCUGGAGACGUCAGCUGACCUAGAUGACAAGUCCUCAAGAGCUUUUCUCAACUGAAGAGAAAGAGAGAGACACAUAAAUAGAAGGGAAAGACAGAAAUAAAGAGUGAUGAGAAAAGAGGCCAGAUGAUACUUCAGAGUUCUGACUGAUGAUGGAGUGUGAGAGAGAGUGCAGUACCUCUGAGAUUUCUCUCUGUGACAACCUCUUCACAGAGUCCCUCUCUUUCCUUAUCUGAAGCUUUAUAGAUUCCAGAUGCUCUGAUCAUCGACCAAUAUCUGUUCUGGCCUCAGCCAGCUCCGUCUCUCUGAUAGACAUGCAGAAUUUAGACAUAAAUGUCAUAUUCAUGCUAAGUAACCAUGUACGCUUUCACAAAAUUAAACCACACUAAAAUAAACCCCCACUAUCCACAUUAGUCCUAGUUAGUUACCUCUGUGUGAUGGUGUUCUGGGAUCUCUGGCUUGGUCUAGGUUGGCCUGCAGAGGGCCGUUGGCCAACACAACCUGCUCCAAACUCUGGGCUAGUUUCUUGUUGUCCAGCCUUGCCACAUCCAGGUUCUUAUGCAAGGGUUCCAGCUAGAGAAUCAAAUGUAUCUUUGUAAACUAAUAUGACUAUUAAAAGCUAAGAGCUGUUUG